Podospora bellae-mahoneyi is the source of this 996-nucleotide messenger RNA. RefSeq lists its product as uncharacterized. The transcript has a single exon. The coding region runs from base 1 to 996 and encodes 331 amino acids. NCBI's taxonomy places the organism in Eukaryota, Fungi, Ascomycota, Sordariomycetes, Sordariales, Podosporaceae. The record is from RefSeq and is a predicted model, not a curated record.
AUGGGGCCUAAAAAAUCAGCCACCAAACCCACGACGGGAAGACUUUCGUGGUAUAAACCGGAAUUUGUUUCGUCUCCGGUUCACAGCCUAGUGAAGAUUGGAGCACGACCUAGUCUGCACGCACAACACGCUGCAACGCCAAACACUCAGAGGCAACAGCCAGGUGGAACGGCAACCCCAACGCCUUCCCAUCCACUCCGUAAUAACUUCACCGCCCGACCGGCUCCCGCCCGACCGACUCCCCCGGUUCAGCAGUCUAUCGGCCCACCUUCUCUUGGUUUGAGGCGGCUGCAAGAAGCUGCAGCAAAAGCCAAGGCUGAACUGCUUGCUGAGCAAGCUGCUGCCAGCCAACGCAUCACAUCAGUGCUAGAUCGGAAUUUGUUGCACAGCAAGCCACAACCUCGGACUGUUCAGCCAACACCUCAGAUUGUCAAGCCAACACCCCAAACCGUCAAGCCAGCACCCCAGACUCUUAAGCCAGCACUCCCAAUUACUCCUACUCGACCACCACCUGCCGUCAAGCCACCAUCCCCUCCUAGGCCACCAUCACCGACCACCUCUUGGCCCCACCCGACUGUAGACCCGGUGCCGGUUCCCCCUACCGCUGUCAGCACCCCAGGUGGCUCUAGUACUCAGGGUCCGCGGACAAAGCCUCCGAUCAAGCCAAUCCUCAAGAACCGUCCUACUAGUAAUCAACCAACUGUAGGCCCGCCCCACGAUCCAGCAGCUGCAGUUAUCGGCUUGGUGAAUGCUAUUGCGAGUAGCCCGGCUGUUCAAGGCACACCAAGCAGAGUUCCUGUGGCCACGACAUAUCUUGAAAAAGAUCCUCUGAAGCCCGGCAGAAAGCACCCACCGGGUGAGAAGCCAGGAGCGAGUCCGUCGGGAGGUGUCGCAACCAGCACAUCGACUUCAUCUUUUCUCGGAAAACCCCCAAUAACACACGGGGGCAGGACAAUCUCAACGAGUACCCAAAAGCGCAAGUUCCCAAGAUUCUGA